Molecule: messenger RNA, 1640 nt
Organism: Dreissena polymorpha
Lineage: Eukaryota; Metazoa; Mollusca; Bivalvia; Myida; Dreissenidae
Product: eggshell protein 1-like
Exons: 2
Coding region: 492-803 (103 amino acids)
Source: RefSeq, a predicted model, not a curated record
UCCUUCCUUCCUUCCUUCCUUCCUUCCUUCCUUCCUUUCUUCCUUCCUUCAUUCCUUCCUUCCUUCCUUCCUCCCUCCCUUCCUUUCUUCAUUCCUUGCUUCUUUCUUUCUUUCUUUCUUUCUGUCUUUUUUUCUUAAUAGUUUCAACUGCCGGUGCAUAUUGAUACACCCAUACCAGGUUCCAGGUAUUUGAGUGAAUAUCAAGUACAAUAUUUUAAUUAUAUGACAUAUCACUAAAAAUGGCCAAAUGUUUGUUUAAUGGUAAGUUUAAAGAAAAACCCGUUUACGCUUGAGUGUAUUUACUUCAAAAGACACGCACAGAUUGACAAUGGUUAUUGUCUGUCAAACACACAAAACCUAGAUGACAAUGUCGUGUAGCGAUUGGAAUAUACAAUCUGCUCAUAAUAACAAUGAAUUGCCAUGUCCAAUUUCCAUGUAAAGGUUUGAUAAGCAGGUAGUUUAUAAUCAUAAUCAGAUAUGGUAGUUGCAUAAUGGAUACUUUUCAACUAAAAACACGAUCGAAAUCGACAGGACUCUACAGCGGGGGCAAGUACCGGUGUGAGGCCACGAUGUCUUGUACGCAGUGUGGAGGACAGUGUUUGCCAGGAUGUCGUAAAAUGGGCAACGGGGGGAACAGUGCCGGCAUGGGAGGUUGCGGUUGUGAUGGGAAAUCCGCAGGAGGCGAUAAAGCUGACAGUGGGAAAGGCGGUGAAAGUGGUGGAGGAGACAGAGGUGCUGGAGGCGCGGAUAAAGGGGAUGGAAAGGACGAUAAUGGGAGAUGGUGUGUCCUGCAGAAUCGAUGAUUGUUUUUAACUCGAAAUACAUUUAUUUAAUUUACUUGAUUAUUUGUGCGAGUUGUUUUGUUUUGAAUACGUGUAUAAUUGAGUUUAGCAUUGUGUGCAUGUACGAAACGGAUUGAUGUAAAUUAAAAUAUUACUUACACGAAUUCGUGAUAUCCUUGAGUUUUGUUUAAUGUUUUUAUAUUGAAAUUUGUUAAAACGCGCAUACUUACAGAAUAAAGGUCAUUUUAACCUUUCAGAUAUUAAGAGCACUGAAAAAUCGAAAGUUAUUAAAUGACAUUGUGCAUGUUUCAAAACAUGUUAUAGUAACUAAAAAAUUUCCAUUCAUGUGGUUAAGAGUUAAAUAUCGUGUAUUUAUAUAGUGAUUCAUAACUGCAAUUAAUCUUUUUUAACGGAGUAAUUUAUUUUGCAUCUGUUGUGAACAGACAAUAUAAUUUUCCUAGUUUCAACAAAAGGAAAAAAGAAAAAUUAAUUUCCCUUGAAUAAGAUAAGUCGCUGCCAGAUGGCGUUGUAGAAAGGCAUAUGCGGGUGAACGCACGAGGAAUAUAUAUAUCCCGGAAAAGCACGAGUUUAGGAAAACCCACUAAUCAGCCCGGUAAAAACAACGCUGGUCCAUUAAAUCAACCAAUGAUAGCUUACUAUAAAUUAUAACGGUUGAUACGGUGUGUGGUUUUGAAAGGAUUAUAAAUGGGUCAUGUUUAUUUGUACCAGCAGAUUAGUGGGUUUUUCCAAAAAGUUGCUUUUUCCGGGAUACAUAUAUUGUCAUUCAGCUUGGCGAUACUGACCGGUUAUUACACAUUAAUUUUCUUAAAGAUUGAGUAAAGGGCUUAUGAAUGACAA